AUGUCUGGAGAAGAUCCCUGCGUGUCAUCCUACUGUUCCUUCGAAUACUCGGUCCUCCCUCGAGUGAUCGCUGAUGGAUACAACUGCAUUCAAUUCAUGGCCAUUGUGGAGCAUGCAUAUUAUCCCUCUUUUGGAUAUCAGUGCAACCUUUUCUAUGCCAUUUCGUCCCGGUUCGGAACGCCGACCGAUUUUAUGAGAUUGGUCGAUGCCUGCCAUGCCGCAGGAUUGUUCGUCAUCGUGGAUAUUGUUCAGGGACAUGCUUCUCCCAAUGUUGAGGACGGAAUCAACCAAUUUGAUGGAAGUGACGACCUCUACUUUGCACCUGGAGAAGCAGGCAAUCAUUCGCAGUGGGGAUCAAAGUGCUUCGAUUAUCGAAAACGCGAAGUCACCCAAUUCCUAUUGGGUCAAUUGCUGUAUUUUGUAGAGGUCUAUCACAUUGACGGGUUCCGAUUUGAUGCAGUGACUUCGAUCAUCUACAACGAUCAUGCAAUUACGCGCGGAUUUACCGGGAACUACGAGGAAUAUUUCGGGUUUUAUAGCAAUAUUAAUAUCGAUGGGUUGGCUUAUCUGGCGAUGGCCAAUCGUCUUCUUCAUUCCCUCGAACCUCCCGCGUUCUCCAUCGCGGAGGAUGUAUCCGGAUAUCCGCUUCUUGCUUCGCCCAUGAAGAACGGAGGGAUCGGCUUCGACUAUCGAAUGAAUAUGGCCGUGGCGGAUAAGUGGAUAAAACUGAUGAAGGAGAGCAAAUUGGAGCUUUGGAACGUUACAGACAUCGCGUACACAAUCACAAAUCGACGCUAUGGAGAGAAAUACGUUUCGUACAACGAGUGCCACGAUCAGUCUCUGGUGGGAGACAAAACGCUCGCUUUCUGGCUGAUGGACGCAGAGAUGUAUUCGGGAAUGUCCAAACUGCAGCCGCGAAAUCACACCAUCUUCAACGGGAUCCACGUGCUGCACCUCAUUCGUCUGCUAACGAAAGUGCUCGGAGGGGAAGGCUAUCUCAACUUCAUGGGGAACGAGUUUGGACAUCCAGGUAGUAAUUGGCAAAAUUGGUCGAGAAUAGAAUGGGUGGACUUUCCGAGAAAAGGGAAUAACUUUUCCUACCAUUAUUGCAGAAGACAGUGGAGUUUGGUAGAUGACCGAAACUUGCUGUAUCAGUAUAUUCUGAACUGGGAUGUGGAUACCAAUCGUCUCUGUGCAUACUAUUCUCUUCAGGUAAAUGGGUUUGAAUUUAUCACCCUGCGUGACCAAACGAAGCAAGUACUAGCGUUUGAAAAGGGGGGACUGCUCUUCGUUUUCAACUUCAGUUACAGCAAUAGCUACUCUGAUUACCAAGUUCCAGUGCGUAAUCCUGGCUCGUAUCGCUGCAUUUUGUCUGUAUUCUAUUCUCUUGUACCUCUUAUUUCUCUAGAGCGAUCUUCCCGAGUACUAUAG
Blastocystis hominis is the source of this 1431-nucleotide messenger RNA. RefSeq lists its product as hypothetical. Lineage: Eukaryota; Bigyra; Opalinata; Blastocystidae. Gene Ontology annotation, molecular function: 1,4-alpha-glucan branching enzyme activity; cation binding. The record is from RefSeq and is a predicted model, not a curated record. The coding region runs from base 1 to 1431 and encodes 476 amino acids. Gene Ontology annotation, cellular component: cytoplasm. Gene Ontology annotation, biological process: carbohydrate metabolic process. The transcript has 9 exons.